CAAACAAAAAAAUGUCGGAAUAUCUGUCGGAAGAACUAGCCUUUGAGAUUCUCGCGAGGCUAACCAUAAAGGAUCUUGCUCGAUUCAGAUGCGUCUGCAAGACGUGGAGAGACAUUAUCAACAGCCGUGGCUUCUCCGAGAGGUACCGAGACGUUUCUUCCGUGAAGUUUGUGUCGUUUUAUGACAAGGGUUUCUACUUGCUUGACGUGGAAGACAAGCUUCCGCUUAUAGAAACACCUCGUAAGCUUGAUUUCCCUUUGGAUCAUCAGUCGAUGAUAGAUGAAUCCACAUGUGUGCUUCACUGUGAUGGGACGUUAUGUGUGACGUUAAAGAACCACACUUUAUUGGUUUGGAAUCCAUCUUCCAAGCGGUUCAGGAUCGUACCAAAUCCUGGUAUCUACCGAGAUUCAAACAUUCUUGGUUUCGGUUAUGAUCCGGUUUCCAACGAUUACAAUAUCGUAAUGUUUAUGGACAAGCCUGACACUUCCACGGCGCAGGUUUUCGAGUUCAAAACCGGUUCUUGGAGAGAUAGCGUACGGAUUCCUUGUCCUGAUUGGUAUUACAGAGAGAGAAGAGGUACAUUCUUGGAUCAAUACCUCUAUUGGAUUGCGUACCGGUCUGAUGUCGACCGGUUCAUCCUGUGUUUUAAUCUUUCGACCAAUGAAUACCGAAAAUUAUCUCUCCCGGUUUACGAUCAAGGUGCUACGUGUUCUUGGUUAGGCGUUACAAGUCGAAAACUUUGCAUUACAGAGUAUGGACCAUGCGAGGAGAUUUGGAUAUCGGUUAUGGAUAAAACCGAGUCAUGGAACAAGAUUAUAAGCCUUUCAAUAUCUAAUUUGAUCUCUAUACAAGAUAAUAUCUUCGAUUAUCAAGUAGAGUUCGUGUCAUUUACGAAAAGGAACGAUAUCGUCGUAACAUACACUGGGUAUUACGAUAAUGUCGAGAUGGAAGGUGAAAAACGUGUGAAGAAAAAGGUGUUCUUAUACAAAACCGGUGACAAUACAUUUCAAGAAAUCCGGUUUUGUAACUCCUUUGCCGGAUUUAGGCUUCUCGGUGAAUAUGUGGUGACUUCUCUGAUUAUUGAUCGAUAUUUAUUUGAAACAAAGAAAAUGUAA
Raphanus sativus (radish) is the source of this 1115-nucleotide messenger RNA. RefSeq names its product putative F-box protein At3g16210. Gene Ontology annotation, molecular function: protein binding. Lineage: Eukaryota; Viridiplantae; Streptophyta; Magnoliopsida; Brassicales; Brassicaceae. The record is from RefSeq and is a predicted model, not a curated record. The transcript has a single exon. The coding region runs from base 12 to 1115 and encodes 367 amino acids.